CAAUAGGCGGAACGUUCUUGAUUAUGGUAACGUCGACGUUUGUUUCCGGACACGUUUUCGUGUUGCACAAUAACAAGGAGAGUGAAGCUGGAAACUUUCGCCGCCCAAAAUGUGUUGGGGCUCGGUUGCAAAGUGGAGAACCCUCUAGUUGCUCCUGAGUCAUGAGUGGCUCCAAGCCGGACAUCCUGUGGUCCCCGCACCACCCGGACCGCUAUGUCAUCUGUGACUCAGAGCUGGGUCUGUACCGCAUCGGACCAGCGGGAAGCUCCGAACUCAAGGCUGGUACUCUCCCUCUGUCGGAUGAAACGGCUGCUACCUUGCUGGCCAUUAACUCUGACACCCCCUACAUGAAAUGCUUGGCCUGGUACCCCAAGCAGGAGCCUGAAUGCUUGCUCGCAGUGGGCCAAGCCAACGGCAGGGUGGUCCUCACCAGCCUGGGUCAGAGCCACAACUCUGCCUGCAAAGAGCUGGUGGGGAAAGAGUUCGUUCCCAAGCACGCCCGCCAGUGCAACACUCUUGCUUGGAACCCGGUGGACAGCAACCUCCUGGCAGCCGGCUUGGACAAACACAGGGCGGACUUCUCCGUCCUCAUCUGGGACAUAAGCAGCAAGUUCUCCUCAGAAGCCAGCGUAGUGGGCGAGAAGAUCCGUCUCUCCUCCGUGGAUUUGGACUUGAGCUCCGUCGUGACGAAGCCACUGUACGACCUGGGCCAAAACGACGCUUGUCUGUCGCUCUGCUGGCUCCUGCGUGACCCCAAGCUCUUGUUGGCUGGCAUGCAUCGCAACCUGGCCAUUUUUGACCUGAGGAACACCAGCCAGAAGACCUUUGUCAACACCAAAGCCGUCCAGGGGGCCACUGUCGACCCCCAUUUCCCAGACCGCGUGGCCUCCUUCUUUGAGGGCCAGGUGGCUAUUUGGGAUCUGAGGAAGUUUGAGAAGCCUGUGCUCACCCUGACCGAGCAGCCAAAGCCUCUGACCAAGGUGGCUUGGUGUCCAACUCGCACGGGCCUGCUGGCCACGCUGACCCGCGACAGCAACAUUAUCCGCCUGUACGACAUGCAGCACACCCCCACGCCUAUCGGGGACGAGACGGAGCCCACCAUCAUCGAGCGCAGCGUGCAGCCCUGCGAAAACCAGAUCGGCAGCUUCGCAUGGCACCCGUCCUCCCAGAACCGCAUGGUGGUGGUGUCUGCGGCAAACCGCGCCAUGACUGACUUCACGGUGUUCGAGCGCAUCUCUCUGGCGUGGAGCUCCACCACCUCGCUGAGAUGGGCGUGCGGCCGGCACCUGUACGACUGCGUUGAGGACGAAGCGGAGGGCUUAGAGAGCGUCUUAGAGAAGGACAUUGCCACCAAGAUGAGGCAGCGGGCUCAGUCCAGGUACGGACACGAUACCGUCCAAGUGUGGAGGAACCACCUGCUGGCUGGAGGCAAAGACCCGCAGCUCAAGUCCUUGUGGUUUGACCUCUUCUAUAUGAAGCAGUGUGCUGAGGAUGUGGAGUUGAAACUGCAGGGCAACAAGCAGGCCCUUGUCUAUUCCGGUAUCAAGAACAUUGUCAAGAACAGCACGGGCACCACGGAGAGCCGUAAAUGCUGGAGCGGCUCGGACUGCCAGUCCGACGUGACCCGGUACCACAGCGAGGAGCGCAGCGUCACCUUGCGACUCUGCGGCUGGAUCAGCCGGGGGCCCGACAUUGACGUGGAGCCCUUCCUGCGCUCGCUCGAGCAGGAGCGCGAGUGGGAGCGGGCCGCCGCCGUGGCUCUCUUCAACCUGGACAUCCGCCGAGCCAUCCAGAUCCUCAACAAGGGAGCCAUGGCUGAGAAGGGUGACUUGAACCUCAACGUGGUCGCCAUGGCGCUGUCCGGCUACACGGAUGAGAAGACGUCACUCUGGCGAGAGAUGUGCAGCUCCCUGAGGCUGCAGCUCAACAACCCCUACCUCUGUAUCAUGUUCGCCUUCCUCACCAGCGAGCAUGGAGCCUACGACGGCGUGCUGUAUGAGAGCAGCGUGGCGGUGCGUGACCGCGCUGCCUUCGCCUCCAUGUUCCUCAGCGAUGCUCAGCUUCCUCGCUAUGUUGACAAGCUGACCAGUGAGAUGAAGGAUGCGGGAAACCUGGAGGGUAUCCUGCUGACGGGGCUGACCAAGGACGGCGUGGACCUCAUGGAGAGUUACGUGGACCGAACGGGAGAUGUCCAGACUGCUAGCUUUUGCAUGCUCAAGAGUUCCCCAGGCGAGGUACUGAAGGACCCUAGAGUCCAGUGCUGGAUCGAGAACUACCGUAACCUUCUGGACGCGUGGAGGUUCUGGCACAAGCGGGCCGAGUUCGACAUCCAUCGAGGCAAACUGGACCCCAGCUCCAAACCCCUUGCGCAGGUGUUUGUGAGCUGCAACUUCUGCGGCAAGUCCAUCUCGUACAGCUGCUCGGCCAUGCCUCACCAGGGCCGCGGCUUCAGCCAGUACGGCGUCGGCGGCUCGCCCACCAAGUCAAAGGUCACCAGUUGCCCCGGCUGCAGGAAGCCGCUGCCACGCUGCGCUCUGUGCCUCAUGAACAUGGGGACACCUGUGUCCAACUGUCCAGGAACGGGGAAGUCGGACGAGAAGGUCGACUUGACAAGAGAGAACAAACUAGCUCAGUUUAACAACUGGUUCACCUGGUGUCAUAACUGUCGCCACGGCGGCCAUGCAGGUCACAUGCUCAGCUGGUUCAGAGACCACACAGAGUGCCCCGUGUCGGCGUGCACGUGCAAAUGCAUGCAGCUGGACACCACAGGGAACCUGGCACCCUCGGACAGCAGCUAAAUACGACAGAACCUCCAGGAAGCCUGAGACGACGGGCGGUGCCGCGACCUCCCCUCAAGUGGGCUGCCUUUUGUUACUGUCUAGUUCUUGUCACGCUACGACAAGAGUCCGGUAUCAAGAAGGGAAAGCGAGCGACUGAAUCGCUAGGAGAAAACCCAACAAAAUCCCUCUCAGGAGUUUUAACACAAGGCCGCGCUCUAGUCCGCGUCCGGCAGUCUAACCUCAAUCUGGCUUUUUGUUUUUUAUUGUCGUCCAUAAGCAAUAAUCGCCACUCAUACUUUUGAGUACCGUAUUCUUCGGAGUAUAAGUCGCACCUGCCGAAAAUGCACAAUAAAGAAAGAAAGAAAAAAAAAACAUAUAUAAGUCGCACUGGAGUAUAAGUCGCAUUUUUGAGGGAAAUUUAUUUGAUAAAACCCAACACCAAGAAUAGACAUUUGAAAGGCUAUUUAAAAGAAAUAAAGAAUAGUGAACAAUAGGCUGAAUAAGUGUAUGUUAUAUGACGCAUAACCAACUGAGAAGGUGCCUGGUAUGUUAACUUAACAUAUUAUGGAACAUGCUAUUCGUUUACCAAACAAUCUGUCACUCCUAAUCGCUAAAUCCGAUGAAAUCUUAUACGUCUAGUCUCUUACGUGAAUGAGCUAAAUAAUAAUAUUUAACAUUUUACGGUAGCUUGUUAAUAAUUUCACACAUAAGUAGCUCCUGAGUAUAAGUCGCACCCCCAACCAAACUAUGAAAAAAACUGCGACUUAUAGUCUGAAAAAUACGGUAUUUAAAAUGUGAUCAUAGGUGCCAAAUACAUCAGAGCUGCUCUUUUUUUUCUUAACAUCCUAUUUAAUGAACUGUUUUUUUUGUUGUUAUUUGAAAAGAUUGUCAUACCUCACAAAAACAUAGCUCGGGCUGAAGGACGGUACCCAGGGUGACAGGGAGGGAAUAGCGUACUUUUACAACUCCUGCCUGGCUCUCUUCGUGUUCCUUCUCUUUAUCUGGCAUUUUGAAGGGGUCGGGGUGGAAACGGAGGGGACAGGGAGGGCGCGCCUGCAUUAAGCGGCCCACUCCAGGCCUGUGGCCCAUGAAAAGAAGCUCCCCAGAAAACAGCAGCUGCUCGGCACUCUUGACAAGACCAUCCAAAUUGCCCCCCGCCCCCUUGCACCCAUACAGAAGCUCAGCUGCCGGAACACUAUUGACUCAAACAACGGGCGAGAGUACAGACAGAGGCUCCCUCCGACAUACACCACCCUGCCCUCUCUUUCUUUCAGUCCCCCCCCAACACUAUGCAUACCAAUCCUCGAGCCAAGGACGGGCACCGUCUGCUCGCGGGGAGGACUUAGCCGUAUUGUAAAUGUUUUUCCUUUCUUUCGCUGUCACCAACCCAAAAAGGCAUUGUCAGAGCUAAAUCACUUAGUCAUGGAGGAGGUGUUUGGGCCACGAGCUACUGUACGGCUCUUUCACGGCCCUGCGUGGCCUUUAGUCCACUGUUACGGAGUACGGGCUGACAAAUUGGCAAAUUGUGUAGUGCCCCCGAAAAAAAAAAAAGGGAAAUUCACCGUUUUGUUUUUGAUUCUCUAUGCCUUUUGAACAAAUUUAGACAAAUGGAAUUAUGACCCUCAUGGCAGGUUCUCCCCCCCCGCGUAUGCAGUCACACAUUAAAGCUCAACCAACAGUUGAGUUUUCCAUGAUUACAUAAGAAAUAAAACGCCUUAUAAAACAAAAUUGCCAGUUAAUUGUUGACUGAUGAGUCAAGGUCCACUAUUGCAUGAUUGUCUCCGCUGCUAUUUUUCAUUUGUUGUAUCACUUCAUCUUUCUCAAUAAAUAGUCCGUAAUCAUGAAUGCAAUCGGUUGAAUGAGGAAUUUGACAGGGUAGCUGAAGGCCAAAGAAAAAGAAAAUGGCCUCAAUGAAAGGGCAUGAAAACUCAAAACAAACCUCGACUAGAAGAAACAUGGUAGGCGCAGUUUUACAGUUGUAGAUGAAGAAUUUGGAUUUGAAGCCUACCGUAAUGACCUGGAAUAGCAAUGGCCUUUUUGACUUUGUGGCUAAAAAAUAUAUAUAAUAAUUGGAUAGUAAGACUAUGUGAAAGUUUGAUUCCUACCAUGACAAUCUCAUUAAAGUUUUGGAAUCAAUCAGAAAUAUCAAAUAGCUAAAUUGCUCUAAACAUGGAUGAGUGUGAUGAAAGUGUUUCGCAUUUUUUCCCAUCAUGCAUUGCAGGGGAUUUAAAUAGGUUAAAUUGUGAAUGAUGUGUUGUGAUUGCAUGUUUUUUUUUUUUUAUAUUUUCCACCAAGUUCAGUGAGCAGAUCGUGUUGUGAGUGACCAUGUGUGUUGAUUUUUUGUGUUAAGUUAUUUGCGCCACGAGUGGGAAAGGUUGUUAGGAUUGGGUCAUAUAAGUGGAUGCUGUGCUUAGGCCACCUCAAGAGUAAAAUCCAUUGUCAAUAAACUUAACUCAAAUUUGCAGCAAUUAAACUUUUAGAUAUCUUAAAUUUUUAGGUACUGUUUUGACUUUGCGGCCCAACUUUUCCACCACUUUAAUAUUAUCACUGAAUUAGUAAUCUUAUUCUGUAUUUUAAUAGUACUUACCGUUUAACAAGUUAACAUCUGUUGAUUAUAAGAUUUUAAUAUUUUUUUAAAAUGUUUUAAGUUUUGUGCUCUUUUGGUCAUAUAAAACUUUUUAAUAAUAGUAUUAGUAAUCAAUAACUAUAUCUAGAUUACUUACCAUUUAACAAGUUGCAAAGUUUUUAAUGUUUUUUUAAAUGUUUUUAUUUUAUUUUAUGCCCUUUUGGUCAUAUAAAACUUUUUUAUGGCAAAAACACACAAUAUGCAGUAUUUCAGCCCCCCAAAAGUAAUUGCUCCUUCAAUAUGAAUUGUAGUGUGACGAUUGCGCAGUCGGGCUCGGACACAGCGUGAAGGUAAGAAACAAAAGAUUUAUUGACAAAUAAAACAGACUUUGUCAGAACAGAACUAGCAUGGGAGCUAGAAAAAAACAAAAGCGCUAGCAUGGGAGCUAGAGAAAUAACAAAUACUUAGCGUGGAAACUAGCUGGUGGCGAACAGAAAUACGGGAUCGGAAUCAGAGUCGUCACUGUUGUGAAACACAAACUAGGAAGCAAGGCUGAAUCAACGGAAAAGGCAGGCUUAAAUAAGGACAGCAAUCAGAAAACAGGUGCGCGUCAAAAGCAAGGGGCAGGUGGCACUAAUGCGUAACUAUGGUAACAGACCAAACAAGGAAGUACAACCAGGAACCGAAAGAGUCCAAAACAAACAGAAAACCAAAAAAGACUCAAAAACCUAAAUCAAAAUAUGAUACGGGCAGCGGAUCACAACAUAUAGACCUAUAAUUCAUAAAGGGAUUAGUUUUUAUGAAUUAUUAAUUAUUUUUUUUAUCAAUGACCGUUUCAAAGAAAAAAACAUCUUUAUGUUAUUAGAGCAGUGAUUCUCAAACUGUAGGAGGCGGGCUCUAUCUAGUGGUACACCAAAUAAUCACUUGAUUAAAGUACAGUGUUUUAUUUUUCUAUAUUCAAACACAGUGUUACUGUUCAAACUGUGUGUAAUGUUACAGUUGGCCAUAUAUUUUAAAUAUACUCGUUAAAUAAAACAUCUGCCUUGUUUUUAAUGAA
Molecule: messenger RNA, 6403 nt
Organism: Nerophis ophidion (straightnose pipefish)
Lineage: Eukaryota; Metazoa; Chordata; Actinopteri; Syngnathiformes; Syngnathidae
Gene: mios
Product: missing oocyte, meiosis regulator, homolog (Drosophila)
Exons: 12
Coding region: 162-2798 (878 amino acids)
Biological process (GO): positive regulation of TORC1 signaling; cellular response to amino acid starvation
Cellular component (GO): cytoplasm
Molecular function (GO): protein binding
Source: RefSeq, a predicted model, not a curated record